Messenger RNA from Nerophis ophidion (straightnose pipefish), 4347 nucleotides. Its product is annotated as proteoglycan 4-like. The record is from RefSeq and is a predicted model, not a curated record. The coding region runs from base 1590 to 3935 and encodes 781 amino acids. Lineage: Eukaryota; Metazoa; Chordata; Actinopteri; Syngnathiformes; Syngnathidae. The transcript is spliced from 2 exons.
GGAUAUUGAUAGCGAUGGACUAGAAAAAAAAGAAAAGAAAAGAAAGUUAAAAAAAAAACGCGAUUGGGACGGAUUCCGAUGUUUUUAGACACAUUUACUAGGAUAAUUCUGGGAAAUCCCUUAUCCUUCUAUUGUGUUGCUAGUGUUUUAGUGAGUUAAAUAGUACCUGAUAGGCGGAAGGGUGUCUCCACGGGUGUGUUGACGCGCAGUGUCUCAGGGGAGUCGACGGCAGCUUCAUGGACGACACAAGCUCAGCUUUUCUCCGGUAAGAAGCGACUUUUUAACCACAAUUUUCUCACCGAAACCUGCUGGUUGACAUUCCGUCUUGAUUCAUGCUCGCUUGACCGCGCUCUGAUCCAUAGUAACGUUUCACCUCCAGGAAUUUUAAACAAGGAAUCACCGUGUGUUUGUGUGGCUAGAGGCUAAAACUUCCCAACUCCAUCUUUCUACUGUGACUUCUCCAAUAUUAAUUGAACAAAUUGCAAAAGAUUUAGCAACACAGAUAUCUAAAAUACUGUGUAAUUGUGCCGUUAAAGCAGACUACAUUUAGCUGUGUGUGUGUGCAGCGUUUAUACUUCCUAAAAACCCGUGACGUCUUGCGUACACGUCAUCAUUAUACGACGUUUCCAGGACGAAACUCAUGGGAAAUUUAAAAUUGUAAUUUAAUUAACUAAAAAGUCCGUAUUGGCAUGUGUUGCAAUGUUAAUAUUUCAUCAUUGGGUUUCAGUAGGCCUUUAAGAAAGAGGUAAAUUAAAAAAGAAAGAAAAUGAAAAAGAGGUAAAUGAAAAAAGGUGGACAAAACUAAAAAGGGGGGUAAAUGAAAAAAAAAUUGUGUGUAAUGAAAACGUGGGAAAUUAAAAAUAACGUUGAAAAAAAAAAGAAAAAAGAGGGAAACAUUUAAGAAAGGGGUUGAAUUAAAAAAGAGAAAAUUAAAAAAGUGGGAGAUUAAAAAAGUGGACAAAAAGGGGGAAGGGAAUUAGGAAAGGGGAAAAUAAAAAAGAGAAAAUUAAAAAGGGGGAAAUUAAAAAAGGUGGAAAAAUUUUAAAAAUGGGGUGAAAUGAAAACAGUGAAAAGGAAAAUGUUGUGAUCCGGCUUCCGGAUCACACAUCUCUAGCAUGUUUGUCUUUUUUUGUAUUGUCCUACUAUGUUUUGAUCAUGUUUUGGACUCUACCGAUCCCGUUUGUUAGCGCACUUCCUUGUUUUGUAUUGUCACCAUGGCAACAUAAGUAUGCCUCCUGCACGGACUCAUUACGCACACCUGUUUUGAAUUAUUUGUGUUGUAUUUAAGACCACCUGCUACCUUAGUUCCUCCUGGCUGUUUUGUUUGCUACUUGCAACACGCACGUUGGUUCUUAUUUUUGUAAUCACUAUUGCUAAGUCUCGCCUUAGCUUUGCGUGCGCUCUGCACCUCUAUUCCUGUACUCUGCUCUCGUUGCUAAUUAUUAGCAUAGCUCUCCGUGCAUUCGGCACGCCUUUUCUUUGCAUUUUGUACCAGUAUUAUUUUUGUUUUUGUAUUAAAUCUAAUCUUACCUGCAACUCCUGCCUGUCCUGGUCCUCUUGCAUCCCUGGGGUAGCAACACGCAUCCAUUAUGCCUCGCCAUCGUGUCAGAAAACAGCCAGCACAACGCCGCCUCGCAGUGGACCACCAAAAGUCUUCCCUUCGCCAAGCCGCGAAGACUUUUUCCCCGGACAGCAGCGCGCAGACAACAGCCCAGUACUCUUCCCUGAGGUUUGGAAGUUUUGUUUUUUCUCCAUAUUCCAACCACUCUUCCGACUGGGCUGUAAGGCCAGGGCAUACCUCCGGCCCACCGGUCCAUCACGGUGACGUCAUUUCGUCAACGCCCCCUGGUGACUCAAUACCACCCCCUGUCGAUGAUAUUUUUUCUGAGGAUUUUUAUAUUGUUGAGUCUUAUUCUCAACCUGUUUCAAAUAUUGACUAUGAUUUUUUGGACUCUAUAGACACAACUAAGUUCUAUACAGAUGUUAUUUCUAGAUGCAAACUAAGGCAACAUGAGCUACCUACUUUUCUUCCUCCACCUGUGUUUCCCCCGGUCAAGCCACUAAGGCCACCUAGACCUCCUCCACCGACUUUUCGACUCGCUAGUCCACUACCUCCAGUGCGCCCUCCACCACCGGUGUUCAAGCCUAGUCCCAGUCCUGGUCCGACUUCUGGCCAACAUUGUAGAUCAACUCGUAGACUGAGUCGUAGUCCGAGUCCUAGCCCAAGUCCUUGUUCAAGUCAUUCUCUUAAUGGUAGUCCAAGUCCCGGUCCCAGUUACGUACCUUCGUGUAGUCUUGAUCGUAGUCCUUGUCCUAAUUCCCCUCGUGGUCUUAGUCCUCACAGUAACCCUAGUCCUUGCCCAAAUUCUUGUCCGAGCCCCAGUGUCACUGUAAGUCCUGGUCCUUGCCCAAGUCCUUAUAAAAGCACUAGUUUGAUUGUAAGUACUGGUCCUCACACAAGUCCUUGCCCAAGUCCUAGUGUUAGUCUAAAUCCUCAUAGUAGUCCUAGUCCUCCUCUCUGCCAGUCUCUUAGUGCUCCUCGGCUGACGCCGACACCUGCUCCUCGGCUGACGCCGACUCCUGCUCCUCGGCUGACGCCGACUCCUGCUCCUCGGCUGACGCCGACUCCUGCUCCUCGGCUGAAGCCGACUCCUGCUCCUCGGCUGAAGCCGACACCUGCUCCUCGGCUGAAGCCGACACCUGCUCCCAGUCUGGUUCUCACACCAGCUCCCAGUCUGGUUCUCACACCAGCUCCCAGUCUGGUUCUCACACCAGCUCCCAGUCUGGUUCUCACACCAGCUCCCAGUCUGGUUCUCACACCAGCUCCCAGUCUGGUUCUCACACCAGCUCCCAGUCUGGUUCUCACACCAGCACAAACUCCCAGUCUGGUUCUCACACCAGCACAAACUCCAAGGCUGGAGCCCACUCCGGUACCAGCACCACGACAGGUACCGGUGCCAGCUCCGUGCCGCCAAGCACCGGUGCCAGCUCCGUGCCGCCAAGCACCGCCGACGACGGGGCUGGAGCCCACACCAGCGCCGACGACGGGGCUGGAGCCCACACCAGCGCCGACGACGGGGCUGGAGCCCACACCAGCGCCGACGACGGGGCUGGAGCCCACACCAGCGCCGACGACGGGGCUGGAGCCCACACCAGCGCCGACGACGGGGCUGGAGCCCACACCAGCGCCGACGACGGGGCUGGAGCCCACACCAGCGCCGACGACGGGGCUGGAGCCCACACCAGCACCACCGACGACUCCUGCGGCUCCCAGGCCGCCUCCGACGACUCCUGCGGCUCCCAGGCCGCCUCCGACGACUCCUGCGGCUCCCAGGCCGCCUCCGACGACUCCUGCGGCUCCCAGGCCGCCUCCGACGACUCCUGCGGCUCCCAGGCCGCCUCCGACGACUCCUGCGGCUCCCAGGCCGCCUCCGACGACUCCUGCGGCUGCAGCACCCGCAUCAUCCUCGCCAGCUGCACUCGGGCCUGCUUUGGCUGCAGUCCCCGCACCCUCGUCUGCUGCUUCCAAGCCUGCUGGGAUUUCGGUGCUGAGGCGUCGUCCACCACGUCGACCACGGGCGUGGCCUCUGCGAGGUCAUCCUCCUCGCCAGAUACUCCCUCCUCCAUGUCGGCCACGGAUGUGGCCGUGCCCGGGUCGUCCGCCUCGCCGGGCACCUCAUCCUGCGAGGCGGCCACUAAUGUGGCCUUUUCGAGGUCGCCCGCCAAAACUUUUUCGGCAGCAGCGUUCCACCCGCCGCCGCCACAUGAUGUGUCCUCGGUGGAUUCGGGGACAUGCGAUCUGGCGACCCUCCACCGUGGACUCCUUCCGCCCUCCCUUCGUUUGUGAACUUUCUGGUUUUGGGAGGGGGUUCUCUUUAUUGCAGUUUUUUGGGGGCAUCUGGGAUCUGCCCCUUAAGGGGGGGGUAAUGUUGUGAUCCGGCUUCCGGAUCACACAUCUCUAGCAUGUUUGUCUUUUUUGUAUUGUCCUACUAUGUUUUGAUCAUGUUUUGGACUCUACCGAUCCCGUUUGUUAGCGCACUUCCUUGUUUUGUAUUGUCACCAUGGCAACAUAAGUAUGCCUCCUGCACGGACUCAUUACGCACACCUGUUUUGAAUUAUUUGUGUUGUAUUUAAGACCACCUGCUACCUUAGUUCCUCCUGGCUGUUUUGUUUGCUACUUGCAACACGCACGUUGGUUCUUAUUUUUGUAAUCACUAUUGCUAAGUCUCGCCUUAGCUUUGCGUGCGCUCUGCACCUCUAUUCCUGUACUCUGCUCUCGUUGCUAAUUAUUAGCAUAGCUCUCCGUGCAUUCGGCACGCCUUUUCUUUGCAUUUUGUACCAGUAUUA